This is a messenger RNA of Triticum dicoccoides, 2055 nucleotides long. Its product is annotated as RNA polymerase sigma factor sigC-like. Gene Ontology annotation, molecular function: DNA-binding transcription factor activity. NCBI's taxonomy places the organism in Eukaryota, Viridiplantae, Streptophyta, Magnoliopsida, Poales, Poaceae. The record is from RefSeq and is a predicted model, not a curated record. Gene Ontology annotation, biological process: DNA-templated transcription initiation; regulation of DNA-templated transcription. The transcript is spliced from 7 exons. Bases 112 to 1824 code for a protein of 570 amino acids.
CGCUCCAGCCAGAACACAAAGGAAGGCCUCUGGAUUGAUAGGCCCCCUGCAACUCUAUCCCCUUCCUCCCAGCGGCGCCAUCACCAUUGCCGCCCGCAGCUAUCCGGCGACAUGGGUCUGCCCAUGGCGCGCGGCCCGUGCUGCUGCUCGCCGUCAUCGUCGUCCUCCUCCUCCUCGCCGUGGAUGCUGCAGGCCCAGCUCCCCAAGAACCCCCACCCUCCACUGAGUGGGAGGUCAGUUUGCUCUGAAUCGUUGAGAGUUCUGGCCCUGCAUCUCUUGCUCAAUCGGCGCGCUAAUCUUAGCCGGCGCCGGGGUGACAUCACCAGAACUGCUGCAUCUUCAUCCGGUUUGCUUCAGAUAACAGGGAACAUGUCAGGCAGCUCACCAAAAAUAAAGGUGGAUGCCGAAAGAACAUCCCUUGAUGGUGCUCUUGACAGGAAUGCGCAGUUCGACAUGAUCUACGAGGACAUGUCUUCUUGGAUGAAUGGGGCACACACAAGUGGCAACAGUUUGCAGUAUAACUUGUUGAUGCAAAACAUCCAUGUGUUACAGAGUAGUUUGGCUGCUCAAGAUUUGGUGUUGCUGGAGAGAGAUAUCCUUGUACAUAUUGAACAGCUUGGAGCUCUGAAAUGGUUUAACGCGUCGAGGUCCGGUGCCACCAUAACACAUACCUCACAUGCACCAGAUUUUGCACUCCCUUGGAAUGAUACUGAAUUUGCUCCGGUGACUCCUCUCGAUGAGCAAAGCGAUGAUCAAUUGGUGAUUAUUCGAAGUGGGAAAAGCCAAGAGAGGAAAUUGAAGAGAAUUAGAGCAUCAGAAAAGGUCUCUGUGGUUUGUGUAAAAGCAUCCUCACGAAAACCAAGAAAAUCACGCAGGUCCACCAGUAGUCAAUUUAUAUCUGAGUGGAAAAACUAUCCAGGCCGGCAAAGGAGCAUAGUUCGGGAACAGUCGGACUUGCUGGUGACUAUCAAGGAAUGUGCAAACCUUGAGAAGAUCAGGGAGAACAUGGUGAAGGAAGGGCAGGAGGUCUGCUAUGAUAAGUGGGCCAAAGCAGCUGGAGUUGAUGAAGCGGUCCUGAAGAGUAGAUUGCAAGCAGGCUACUGCUGCAGAGAGAGGUUACUGGUGACCACCGAGUGGCUUGUCAAGUACAUUGCAAGGACAUACACCGGAAUGGGAACAGCUUUCGAGGAUCUACUCCAGGCUGGGAAAAUGGGUGUCCUUGAUGGCGCUGAGAGGUUCGACAGCCAGAGAGGAUGCAAAUUCUCAACCUAUGUGAAGUACUGGAUAAGGAAACCCAUGCUAGCGCUCCUUGCUGAAAAUUCUGGAGUGAUCCAGCUCCCCGCAAGGAUGGAUUGUAUCAUCCGAAAGGUCAGGGAAGCUAAGCGGGCAAUUCGAUCCAGCACUGGGAGGAAUCCAAUAGACGCGGAGAUCGCGACCUUCGUUGGCGCGUCGGUUGCCAAUGUUAGAUUGGCGCGGAAGUGCUCCCGUCGUGUCGUUUCACUCUACAUGGAGGUCGGGGCCGGACAGAACGCCAAGUUCAUGGACGUGACCCCAGACACAUCACUAGAAGAUCCAGAGGAGGCCAUCUUCCGGAGGCAGCUGAGGGAGAGGCUGCUCAUGGUUCUGGACAGGCUCCCGGCGAGAGAAGGGCGUGUGCUGAAGCUGCGGCACGGCCUCGAGGAUGGCAGGUGCCGGUCCCUGGAGCAGAUCGGAGGCAUUUACCACGUGUCCAAGGAGUGGAUCAGGAAGAUUGAGAAGUCGGCCAUGUCCAAGCUCAGGAACGAGGACGUGCAUGGUGAGCUCAAGGACUUCUGCGGAUUCUAGAGCUGCUAGCUACCUUACUAGUGCAGAUUGGCACAAGGUAGCUCAGCCAUGAGGCCUAAUUUUCACUGAGAUUGUGAUAGAGUUCCAUAGGAGUUUGUAUAUAUUUGAACCACAUCGCAGCGGAUGACACACUUGUCCUGAUGGUGGCUGAUGGGUACAUGUACAGGGUUUAACCUGAUUAUAUGUUGGUGAAUAGACAAUGAAUAAUGAAGUUCUUUAUUUUUCAGUUUU